Messenger RNA from Frankliniella occidentalis (western flower thrips), 2487 nucleotides. RefSeq lists its product as uncharacterized. The transcript has a single exon. The record is from RefSeq and is a predicted model, not a curated record. NCBI's taxonomy places the organism in Eukaryota, Metazoa, Arthropoda, Insecta, Thysanoptera, Thripidae. Gene Ontology annotation, biological process: DNA replication. Gene Ontology annotation, molecular function: DNA-directed DNA polymerase activity; nucleotide binding; DNA binding. The coding region runs from base 1 to 2487 and encodes 828 amino acids.
AUGGGUCAAUUUAUAGAUUAUCUGCAGUCUUUUCCACCUAAGCAUGAGCUGCUACUAGUGGCACAUAACGCAAAAGCGUUUGAUGGAGUGCUAGUGCUUCAGGAACUAUUGGCUAGAAAGUUGAAAGUAGAACCCGUUCUUCAGGGUGCCAAAAUUCUCUCAUUGAAGGUUGGAAAUUGGAAAUUUAUCGAUUCCUUGAUGUUUCUACCUAUGCCUCUAAGCGCCAUGCCUAAAUCAUUUGGAUUGGACGAGUUGAAAAAGGGGUAUUGGCCAUUCAUGGCUAAUAAGCCUGAAUAUUAUCAAUAUGAAGGUCCUGUGUUGGAAAGAGAACUCUACUGCGUGUCAAACAUGAAGAGUAAGGCAGCCUCUGAUUUCAAUGCGUGGUACGAAAAACAGGUAUCGGAGAAUUAUGUGUUUAAUUUCCGCCGUGAGUUGAUUGAAUAUUGCAUUUCUGAUGUGACAAUCUUACGUCAGUCCUGUCAGGCAUUUCGAAAGCUAUUUAAGGAGGUUGCCGGAUUUGAUUGUAUGUUCAACUGUCUGACUCUCAGUGCAGCUUGCAUGGCGGCGUUUCGCCGUAAUUUCCUCAAAAAGGACACCAUCGGUAUUGUCCCCCCCGGAGGAUACCAUGGUCGUGGCAAGCAGUCUGAUAUGGCUCUGAAGUGGCUUGAUCAUGAAGCACACAAAUUAGGACGAAAGAUCAAGACGAUACAUACGGAUCGUGAGGUUAUGGUUCUGGGACGUCCUGUGGAUGGAUAUGUAGAACUCCCGCUACCCAACGGCACCAUGGAACGGCGAAUUUACCUGUUUCAUAGUUGCUAUUGGCACCAGUGCCCAACUCACUACCCUGUCUCAGACGACUCCCCUGAAAAUCGGUAUGAAAGAACACAACAAAUCACAACCCUAUUUCGCCGUUCAGGGUAUAAUGUGAUAGAAAUGUGGGAAUGUGAAUUCAAACGUCAACUCGUUUCAAAUCUCGAGGUAAAACAAUACUUUCAAGACCACCCCACUACUAGGACACCCCAUCUCGAUCUGCGGGAUGGGCUUACCGGUGGUCGCACAAGUGCUUUCCGCUGGUGUCAUAAGGCAGACCUGGAGAAGGGUGAGAGAAUUAAGAUGGCAGAUGUUACAAGCGAGUAUCCUAACGCCAAUCUUAGAGGCCGGUAUCCAUACGGACAUCCGGAAAUAUACCUCGAGGAUGUGCCGGACAUGCCACUGCCUGAUCAAUGGAAUGGGAUGAUUAAAUGUACGGUGCUGCCCCCACGAGAUUUGUUUUUACCAGUGCUACCCUACAAGUGCGGGGGUAAAUUGAUGUUUCCUCUAUGUCGCACUUGCGCCGAAAAAGAAUGCACAAAGGCAUGUCAUCAUACCCCUCUUGAGCGGCAGAUGACGGGGAGUUGGUGUGCUCCCGAACUUCUCCUUGCAAUUCAAGAAAAGGGCUAUGAGUUGCUCAAAGUACACGAGGUUCACCAGUACCCAGGUACCUUGCAGUAUGAUCCUCAGACAAAAGAGGAUGGCCUCUUUUCGGCUUAUGUGCGGUGCUUUAUGGCGCUAAAAAUACAGGCUAGCGGGUGGCCCGCAGAUUGCACAACUGACGAGCUAAAAGCAAAGUACGUAGAGGACACCCUGGAGCAUGACGGGGUUGUUCUAGAUCCCUCAAAGAUGAUUAAAAACCCAGCACUUCGAACGCUCUCUAAACUAAUGUGUAAUAGUUUCUGGGGGAAGAUGGGCGAAAAGACACUGAGGCCUAAGACGCACUUCAUUUAUGAUUAUGAACACCUUAUAAGGCUCAUUACUGAUCCUACAAUCACUGUGACAGGGCUUAUCCCUAUAGGUGAUGAAUGUCUCCAAGUGACUUGUAUGCCUGCAGAGGAUAGUGAAGUGAGCCUCCCCACCUCUUCUCUAAUUCACGCGGCGUUCACCACAUGUCAUGGUAGACUUCAACUGUAUCGAUACCUCGAUAUCGUUCGGGAGAGAGCCCUGUACUGUGAUACCGAUUCGGUAGCCUAUAUUAGCCGCCCGGGGGAGCCGGACCUACCCCUCGGCACGCAUCUCGGUGACCUGACCGAUCAGGUCGAGGAGGACUACGGUCCUGGGUCCUUCAUCACCGAGUUCGCGGCCGGGGGGCCUAAAAAUUAUGCCUAUAAGGUGGCGGUAGGGGGUGAUGUCACCAACAUCAAGGUAUGCAUCAAGGUGAGAGGCAUAACCAUAAAUAAGUCAUGUGAUCAAUUAGUAACAUAUGACAACCUAAAGUCCAUGGUUUUAGGUGACAGAGAAAAGAUCAAUGUCCCUAUUCCUCAUCAAAUAGCCCGCCUACCAACCUGGAAGAUCGUGACACGGUCGUCACAUAAGAACUGGCAGGCUAAAAACACGAAGUGUCGCAGAGUCGGGCUCGAGAUGACAGUGCCUCACGGCUUCAAUGCGUGGGAAAUGGCUGACGAGGAAGACCAAGACCUCCUCGAGGUCAUGGGUCUCCUUGGCGACGCCUAA